Corvus hawaiiensis (hawaiian crow) is the source of this 558-nucleotide messenger RNA. RefSeq names its product mitochondrial ribosomal protein L57 (gene MRPL57). The transcript is spliced from 2 exons. Bases 95 to 406 code for a protein of 103 amino acids. Gene Ontology annotation, cellular component: mitochondrial ribosome. Gene Ontology annotation, molecular function: structural constituent of ribosome. The record is from RefSeq and is a predicted model, not a curated record. Lineage: Eukaryota; Metazoa; Chordata; Aves; Passeriformes; Corvidae. Gene Ontology annotation, biological process: mitochondrial translation.
CUGGUAAAAGUGCCUGGGUGACUUACUUGGUCACGGCACCAAGGCUGACAGCGUUCAUGAAGCGUUUGGACAACUCUCUCAGGCACAUGGCAAAAUGUUUUUAACAACAGUAUUACUGCGGAAGAGAAUUCCUGGAAAACAAUGGAUUGGGAAGUACAGGCAGCCAAGACAGGUUACCACUUCAAUGAAGCAAGCAAUGAUCCGAAGGUUGGAAAUUGAAGCAGAGAAUGAAUAUUGGCUCAGCCGACCUUACCUGACACAGGAACAGGAAUACAAACACAACACAGAAGAGAGACGUGCGAAGUGGGAAGCUUUCAAAAGCCUGAAACAAGCCAAGUUCCCUGAGCACAGAUACAUCAGCGAUCAUUUAAACCACUUAAAUGUGUCAAAGAAAUGGACAUGUUGAAUAAUACAGCAUAUUUAUGUUUGGCACAUGUCAUGCACUACCCUAGAAUCUGCUCUCGUACCUGUUACGGUAAUUCACUGUAAUUAGGGUGUGUGACAGAUAAGACUUUGCUGGGGUGUACGAAGUACAACAUUAAAAAGAGUUCUCUGGAA